CGUCUGAGGCAACGAGCUCACUCCAUAGGCGCUGGACACUAUACUUACUAUCUCUUUAUUUCCUUUUAUCUUGCUCAAACCUUAACCCACACUACACUCGUUUUCUACCUAGCAACCACUGCAUCCAAGUGCUCCGAGUUGUUGCAUUUUACCGUCCGUUUGCCCUCUCACCUGUUCUCGACGCGCCAUUGGAUGUCUGUCUCGCUCGGAAGCCCAUACUCACCUAUUCGGCCCACAUCAAGAUCAUCAUCACGCAAUUCCAAUCGCUCGUUCCGGACACACUCUCCCUCCCUCUCUCCCUCCCUCUCCUCUGAUGACCCAGUUGCCGUGCGCAACCAGAUAUCGACGCUCAGACACUCCAUCCGGCUGCAGCAGGCCCAGCUACACUCCUUAGAAGACAUCAUCCUCGCCGGCCCCCGCCCCCUCCCCCUCGGAUUCAUGAUGCCCCUCUCCCCAGGCACAACCACCCAGGACGACUCCGUCCUCGACAUCAGUCCCUACCCCGCCCCCGGCACCCCCAAGAUGCAGCGCCGCAACAGCCACGACCACCUCCAGGGCCUCGCCGGUCGCGACUCGGGUCUCCCGCUCCCGCUGCAGCAGGACGGGAUCAGGGAGGGCGUUCCGACGGACUUUGGGACGCCGUCCAAGGACGCGAUGAGGCGGCAGCACAGCCUCGACCGCUCACUAAGUCGGAUACCAGUUUCAUCUGUAGGCAACGCCCGGGCUCUCGCGGAAGAGGGCAAUCCCGCGAACAGGGGAAUGUCACCCACGCCGCCGUCGCCGUCGGGAAGAGAUGGCGGGAGGCUGAGCGUGAUGUCGCCUACCGGGCAGCCCUCGUCUCCGAAUAAACGCUUGUCGUUUACGCCUGGUGGAACGACCAGGGUGCUAGCGGAUCUGCAGACGGGCGUUAUCAAUGCACGAAACGCGCUCGAGAACACCAAGUCCCAGCUUCGAUUGUCCCAGCGCACGGUGGCCCAGCUCACCCGGCAAACGGAGGAUCUGAAGGAGAGCCGGGAAAGGCUGAGGCUGGAGAAUGAAGGGCUGAAUAAUGUCGUCGCUCGUAAGGAGCGGCUACUACAGGAGGUCCUUGAGAGAGCCCGCAAAGCUGAAGCCGAAGCAGCAUCCAUGAAAUCCCAGCUAAAAACCGAAACCUCGGCAUCCAAGAAAUCCCUUCGUGAAAUGGAAGCCUCCCUCGCCGAGUCGACGGCCUUGUCCCAGAAAUCCGAGCGCGAGUACGUCACACUCCGCGAUAGCAUCAAGAGCAUGGCCGAGGGCUGGAAGGUGGAUACGGAGCGCCUGCGCGAAGAGAUGAGGCGGCGGGAGGACAUGCUGAAGAAGGAGGCGGAGAUGAUGGGACAGAAGUACCAGCGCCUCGUCGCGGAGGUGCGCGCGGCAGAUGGCCAGCGGGAGAGCAUGCGGGAGCUGAAGCACGCGCACGAGAAUAUUCGCAAGGAGGCGGAGGACUGUUUCCGGCUGGAGAUCGGGCAGCUGCGCACGCAGACGGAGGAGUUUUCGAAGAAGAGCGAUGAGUCGAACCAGAUUGCAAAGUGCCUUGCCAGCGAGCUAGCCCGACUCCGACGGCUGAUGCAGGCCGCUGGGCGAUCGCCGCCGCAGUCGAUGAUCAUGGACGACUCUGCGCCCGACGUGUCUGCAUCUGCGGAUGGGUCUUCAUGAGAGGUUCAUCUCUGCCUUUACCUUCGUUUUUCUUGUCUUUGAUUUUUGAUUUCAUUACAUCAUGGUCUUAUUCCCUGCAUCUCGAAGGAUCCGUUCAUAUAUCCUGCUGAGGACUGCCUGCAUUUACGCAUACCAUGUAUCAUAUAUCCUAGUCGCUCCAGGGCCCACAUUGUUUCCUUGCUUUAAUUAAAUGCUAGCAUCGAUCCUAUGGCUUAUAACCUACUCGCAUAAAUAUC
Molecule: messenger RNA, 1910 nt
Organism: Coniophora puteana RWD-64-598 SS2
Lineage: Eukaryota; Fungi; Basidiomycota; Agaricomycetes; Boletales; Coniophoraceae
Exons: 6
Coding region: 193-1674 (493 amino acids)
Source: RefSeq, a predicted model, not a curated record